Acytostelium subglobosum LB1 is the source of this 6876-nucleotide messenger RNA. RefSeq lists its product as hypothetical. The record is from RefSeq and is a predicted model, not a curated record. The transcript has 3 exons. Bases 1 to 6876 code for a protein of 2291 amino acids. Lineage: Eukaryota; Evosea; Eumycetozoa; Acytosteliales; Acytosteliaceae.
AUGGCACCAAUCAACCGGCCCACACUUCUUUGUUCCAUCAUUGUCCUUUUGUUAAUUUCCAUAUCAAAUGCAUCACAUUUUAGAUAUGGAACAUUAUCAUGGGUUGGAUCAACUACAGAUGAUCUCACUUUUACCUUCACGUUCAAGGCUGCCUUUAGGUACAGCUUCUUCUGGCAAAACUUUGCAGUCGGUGAUUCAUUUGACUAUGGCUACGUCAAUGUAGGAUCGUCAUCAAUCACCACCAACUUUGUAAUCAACAACGUCGACCAUGCCGCCGACUGGAUGACCGCCAACAUGGUCUACACCACCACCUUCAGCUCCUACUCUGCCCAGACCAUCUCCUACUCUGACUGCUGCAGAAUCUCCGAAUUGAAUAAUAAUGCUGAUCAAUACUGGAACCUUGAGUCCACUAUAACACCAGUCCGUGGAAAACUAGGACAGGUCUCUGCCGUGUCAUCAUUGUUGCCAGUUAUCCCAAUUCAGAUGGGCGUCACCAACACAUUCCAAAUCCCAGCCCUUGUUACUGAUGGCUCAACAUUGGCCUACUCGCUGUCUUCCAGCACCCAGAUGCCUGGCUCUCAACCACCAGGACUCUCGAUCAGCUCCACCGGUUUCGUCUCGUACGUCCCAUCCCAGAUUGGAGUUUGGUGCGCCCAGACCUUGAUUAAGAGCAAGGACACCACCAUCCCAGUGGACUUUAUCCUAAACGUCAGCACGACACCAGUUACCAAGUUGCCACCCGUGUUCAACACACCACCAACACCAGCUGCCAACAGCGUUAGAACCAUCCCCUCCCGUUCAGAGUCCCAGAUCACCAUUAAGGGCACGUCGCCCCAGUCUACCAGCACAGUGUCCAUCAACAUUGGAACUCUUCCCGAUGGAAUGGUGCACGUACCACAAGUCAGAAGCGGCCCCUCAUCCACCCUUAUCCUGGUCUGGACGCCAACUGCAUCCCAGUUCGGCAUGUACAUUAUUAACUUGGGUCUGAUCGAUAGUGAUGGUAUUGGUAUGGUUGGAGGCUCUCAAUACUUCUACAUCAACGUCACCUCCUCAUCCUGUGGAAACGGCAACAGGACCUCGGGUGGAUGCUCUUGUGACCCAGGCUGGACCGGCCCACUCUGUGACCAAUGUGCACCAAACAACUACGGACCCAAGUGUACCCCAAUGGACCCAUGUAUCAAUGGUAUCCCAAGCAAUGGAACAUGGGGUGAUGGAAGCUGUGUCUGCAACCAAGGUUGGAGCGGAAAGUCCUGUAACAUCACCCUCGUCCAGCGUUGUGUCUCCACCAAGCCCAACACUUUCGUCUCUCAGACCUUUGCCCUCAGACAGGGUUUCAACCUGCAGCCAGUAACCUCGCAGCUCUACCUCUCCAAGGACGCAGCUGCCCCCGCUGUGCUCUCGACCUCCAUCACCAACCCAUACCUCAUCCCAUGGGACCUCUUCUUUGUCAUCGACACCUCUUCAUCGGCCAGCAUAUCAACACUCUACUCUCAAGUCCAAGCUCAGUUCUCCACAUUCACCGGAAGUAUAUCCGACCUCAACGGACGUGAUACUACCAACUAUGCUCUUGCCGACUUCCAAGACUCCACCAACCCAUCCAGCGUCUUCCAACUUCGCUCCAGUCUCAAGCCAUCCAUCCUGCCCGAUAUCUCCCAGUUGGUCUUCACCUCUGGUGCCCCAACCGCCAAUGUACCAUACAAUGUGUUGAUCAAUGGUAUCCCAUCGAUCACAUGGUCCAAUCGUCCAGAGGGCUCGGUCAAGAUGGUCAUCUUGAUCACCGAUAACAACUUGGCACCAACCGACAACACACUUCCACAGCAGCUCCAGGACGUAUUGACCAAGUACAACAUCCAACUCGGUGUCUUCUCAUUCGGCUCCUCAUCUUCAUACAGCUGGUUGGCCAACAACUAUGGUAUCAACUGCGAUUGGAAGACUGGCUCGAGCUGGUUCACCCAGUUGCUCAACAACCUUAUUGUGCCAAUCUCUUACAACUUGCGUCUGAAGGUCGUGUCCGACCCAAGUGGCGCCACCAACAACGUUGCCCCAAUCAUGAUCUCCAACACCACCUCUGCGGUCAACUUCACCACCAGCUUCAUCUACUCGACCAGCUUGCCCACAAUCAACAACCCAGUUGUUACCCUGGCUGCCCCAGGUUUUGGUCGUCAGUUGGUCCACAUCCAGUACAACCACGCCCCAACCACCUCAUCGACCUCAUUCACCGUUCGCGAGAAUGUUGGAACCGCCACCAAUAUCCAGUUCACCAUCCCAGCCAACGAUGUGGAUAACAACGUCCUGUCGAUCACCUUCACCUCUAUCCCUGCAAAGGGCAAGAUCGUCAUCAACGGAACAGUUCCAGUCGUUGUCAACACUGUGUACUCGCUGCCAGUCGACUCGUUCACAUACAUCCCCUCGCUGUACCAAUAUGGAGCAGACUCUGCCCAGUUCUCCAUCUCUGAUGGUUGUCUCAGCGCUGAUGGUACCAUUUCAAUCACCAUCUCCAUCGUGCCCCUGGUACCAUCCUGCAGUCCAAUAACGCUCAACGCGAACCAGUUCGACACCAAGGCAAUCACCCUCAUGGGCUCGGAUAUUAACAACCUACCACUGGCCAUCACGGUCUCUUCAGGUUUUGGCAACAUGGCCAUUGGCUCACUUCUCGCCCCAUCGGGAGCACCAAUCAACACCAACACUCAGUACUCCUCGCCGACUAUCCUAUCUUUCGUCCCACUCAGCACCGCCAGGAACACCAACGUGACCGGUACCUACCUCGUCACCAACUCUGAGCUGUUGUCCGUCCAAUGUCCUUUUAACAUCAUUCUCAAGAGGAACUACGUGCCACCAACCUUGACCAUUCCCACGACCCAGACCAUGACUCCAUUCUCCCUUAAGUCCAUGCCAUUCUCCAUCCAGAGCUUUGAGACCUCGGCCACCGUGACCAUCACUGCCAUCACACCAAUGAGCGGUACCUUCUACGACUCAAAGAACCGCACCAUUACUCCAGCAAUGAUCCCCUACACAUUCAGCGUGUACAAUGUCACUGAUGUCUGGGCUGCCUCUGAUGUCAUCUACUACCAGGCCAUUAACGCCAAUGAGGUUGGCAUCCAGUUUACCAUCGAGGUUACUGACCUCGGCGCAGGCAAGGACACCAAGACCGUCACGAUCGCUGUCAAUGGUCCACGCGUCAACAACCCACCCGUAGCCAAGUCAGUUGCACCAAUCUCAAUGUUGGAGGAUGGUACUUCGCCAAUAUUCACCCUGGAUGGCACUGACCCCGAUCAAACAAGAUACGACAAUGUUUUGCCAGUGAUCUUUGCCUCGAUGCCAGGCUCUGGAAGUCUGUUCUAUCCCAACGGCUCUGCUUUGGUCGCCACCGGCAACGUCGUCCCACUCCAACUCGUGUACAAGCCUAACACAGGCUUCUUUGGAAGUGACAAGUUGAUUUUCUACGUCCAGGACUCUUUGCAAGCACCAUCCAAUCAGGUCACCGUCAACAUCACCGUGACCCACGUCAACCACAACCCAUCUGUGACUGCACCCAGCAUCAACCUUUACGGCCAGACUGGUGGCGCACAACCAUCAACCGACUUCCCCAUCAUCACCAACGAUGUCGACAGCGACUUGCUUACUGUCACAAUGGUCGGCACAUUGCCAGAGUUUGGAUCUUUUAAGAACUCCGCUGGCAACCCCAUCUCGGUUCUGCCAUCCACCCUCCCCUCCAACGACCUAACCUACACCAUCCCCACCACUGUCAAGGCUGACUUUAUCUCCAACUACACCAUCCAAGUGUGUGACAAUGGAUCACCUAGUCUCUGUGCCACCGCCACCGGCAUCAUCACCUUUGUCUACAAGACCAUCCAUCCACCACCCACCUGCUCCGACCUCACGAUCGAGACUACACAGAUUGCACCAAUCUCAUUCAAUCUCAAUGGUACCGACCAGGACACCACCGUUCUCAGCGUUUCACUCAAUGGACUCGAGUCGCUGGCAUCCCUUGGAGUUGUGUCCAAUGCCAACACCCCAAUUUCCAACGACCAGACCUUCUCAUCUCCAGCAACAUUCGACUUCACGCCACUUCUGACCACCGACUCUGACCAAAGAUCCGUGCCAUUCACCAUCACCAACGAGUUUGGUCUAAAGGUGCAGUGCUCGCUCACCCUAAAGGUUAACCGUGUUGCCGUGGACCCAACCAUCGACAUCCCCGACUCAGUCUCCCAGGCCCUCGACUCGUCAAAGCAGAUUCCCUUCACAGUUGGCUCUCUCAACUUCAAUGAGGUUCUAACUGUUGAGGUCACUGACGCUCAACCCAUCCAAGGAUCGUUCUUGGACGCCAGCAACAACGCCAUUACCGCCACACCAUAUUCGUUGGGCGUUUUCAAUGUGUCUGCCACACAUGCCGCCGCCUCAACCAUCACCUACCACGCCAUCAACGCAAUCUACACUGGCAUCAAGUUCACCAUCAAGGUGACCGACUCUGGUGGACGCUCCGUUAGCAAGACCGUUACCAUCACCCUCACAGGUUCCGUGGUCUUCUACCCACCUGUCGCCAACCCAGUCGACCUGAUCAUCGUUAACGAGAACGCCAACUCCUCGCUCUUCCAGCUCACUGGCUCCCACCCACUCAUGCCCCAAUACACUGGCAAGCUCUUUGUCACCGUCUCCGACGUGCCAAGAUACGGAGAAGUUUGGUCUAACAAUGGCCCCUUCACCCCUGCCGACGAAUCACCCCUCUCCGUCUUCUACCAGCCAUUCGCCAACACAUUCGGCAAUGACUCGUUCCACUUCUACGUUACCGAUGAGCAUGGAUCUACCUCUGCACUUGUUCGCGUCGAUGUCAAGAUCCUGAUGGUCAACUACCCACCAGUGAUUGAGUUCAACCCACCAGUGAUCGUCUCCAAUGGCGCGUGCUCAGAGACCCCACUGCCAGUGCCCUUCAACAUCAGUCUAACACUGAUCAACCCAGACCCAUCUUGGAACAUCAGCUUCACCAAGCCACCACAACGCGGCCACUUCAUCUAUGAUGGCGUUCGCAUCGACAACUACCCCUUCGUCUUUAGCAAAUUGAUCAACGCGUUGCAGUACCAGCCCGACCACGAGUUGGCCUCCUACACCGACUCCUACGAGAUCACCGCCUGUGGCAACAUCUGUGGCCCAAUCAACGGUUCAAUCGUCUACAACUACCAGUACUCCACACCAGUUGGCGCAGCUGGCGUUGUCUACACUCUCGAGAACCAUGCCAAGGACUUCACUUUGGUCGGCACCGUGUGUGAGCCCGAGACUGUGUUCUACCAGUUUGUCGUGCUGCCAUACGGUGGCGUGCUCUCUGUUGGUGGCGUGCCCAUCGAGUCCACUGAAGCCAAUAUCACUAGCUCCACCAUCACCUUCACACCCAAGAAGGAUGUGUUUGGCGUGCCCUUCGAGACCAUCUAUUACCGCGUGUUCUCCCAGCACAACACAGUAUCGACAUCAUACCCAAUUGUGAUCAACAUUGAGGAGACUGUCCUGCCCGUCUACGAGGGCAGCACACACUUGAGCACCUACGAGAACGUCGCCCUUCCAAUCACGCUCCAGGUGUCCAAGGUCCCAACUGCCGUGCUCACGAUCAUGUCGUACACUCAUCACGGCCAGCUCUUCCUCAAGGUCAAUGGCACACACGAGAUCGAGGUGCCCGCCUCUGGCCUGGUCAGCGCCGACGCUCUCGCUCAGUUCCAGCUUCGCUACGUGCCCAAGCUCAACCAGUGGGGCAACAACUACGACACCUUCACCUUUGUCCUCAACGAGAAGUACCAAUCCGUGCUGUACACCAUUGUGAUCGAUGUGAUCCAGGUGUUCCAGCCACCCGUCAUUAUCCCCAUCUCCUACACAUUCAACGGCUCCGAUGUUGCCUUUAACUCUACCAACUACCUCAGCAACAGCAUUGAGAUGUACAUCAACUCGACCACCGUGGUCACCUGGAACAUUACAUCGCUGGACCUCCCAUGGGAGACACUGCGCUGCAACUUUGGUUCGUACGUGAGUGGUGGCCGCGUCUACCACUAUGUCGAUGGCGCUCGUGGCCCAUCCAUCGAGUUUGGCCAGGGCAUCAAGCGUUCUGCCGACGGUCUGUGGCGUAUCCAAUACGAGCCAACUCCAGGUUUCUCUGGUAAUGGCUACUACACCUUCCGUGUCCAGGCCUACGACGCCAAGAACUACACCGCCAGCACCCUGUUCAAUGUGGACGUUCUACGUAUCAACAUUCCACCCUACGUUACCCUGCCCAGAACCGAGGUCUUGGGCGCAGUUGGCGCACCAGUCAGCAUCGUCAACGUCAAUGUCACUGACCCCGACUCUACCUCCAAGAACAGCAUCACCUUCACCGUCAGCCUCACCGACUCCACUGGCGCACUCACCCCCAACGGCAACCUCUCUGCCCCAUUCCUCUCGCAGUCUGCAUGCACUGUGUUGUCCAACAAGUUCACCUGUGUGGACCGCAACACUGCUCUGAACUACUACCUCAACGUCAUCACCGCCAGCUUUGACACUGUCGGCAACUACAGCCUCGUGGUCUACGUCAAUGACUUGGGCUACAACGCCAACCCCAAGUACCGUAACGUCUCGAUGAUGUCCGACACUAAGUCGAUCAACCUGGCCAUCGCCGCCGCACCGGGCACCGGUGGCAAGGGAUCCAACACCGUCGUGUUGUCCGCUGCCAUUGCCGCAUCUGCCGUUGCCGCUGCACUCAUCGCACUUGGAGUGUGGCGUGUGCUCAGAUCUCGCGCACCACCCACCGACACCUUCUUUGGCGAGGGUGCCUUCUCCGAGGGUUCAGUCGCCAGCAACCCAUUGUACGAGCAGAGUAGAAACUCAAUGGCCAACCCAAUGUACGAGUCACCGGGCAACUAA